This is a messenger RNA of Ostrinia nubilalis (European corn borer), 20883 nucleotides long. It is a transcript of the gene Msp300, whose product is annotated as muscle-specific protein 300 kDa. The record is from RefSeq and is a predicted model, not a curated record. The transcript has 25 exons. Lineage: Eukaryota; Metazoa; Arthropoda; Insecta; Lepidoptera; Crambidae. Gene Ontology annotation, biological process: nuclear migration. Bases 67 to 20784 code for a protein of 6905 amino acids. Gene Ontology annotation, cellular component: meiotic nuclear membrane microtubule tethering complex; cytoplasm; nuclear outer membrane. Gene Ontology annotation, molecular function: actin filament binding.
UUCCAGAACAUCGUGCGCGCCGCCGACACCGACCGCAGCGCCGACGUCACCGACCAGGUCCGCCACAUGCGCGACCUCAACGAGAGAUUCGCCCACGUGUCAUCCGAGGCUACCCGCCGAGAGUCGGAACUGCAGCGCCUGGUCCGCGCCUGGGAAGACUUCGAGACCAAGAAGCGGUCGGUCGAGGAGUGGGCCUCCCGGGCCGAGGCCCUGCUGGCCGAUAACCGGGUGGACUCCAAGCAAGCCGUGGACUUCCACAAGAGGUUCUUCCAGGGAGCCGACGAGAGGGCUGUUUCCGAGCUGGUGCGGUCUGGACGAGAGUUGCUUGAGCUGGUGAACGAAGAAGACCGUCCCCGCGUGGUGCAGACCGUAGAAGAGCUACAGCGACGCUGGCGCGAGUUGUUGGCGCGCGCGCCGCCGCACCUCAUGCGACUGGAGUUCCGUUUAGACGAGGCCGUCUUCCACCACUGCAUCAAGGACAUCGAGAAGGAGAUCGUUUAUGAGGAACAGGCCUACAACCAAAGCGACGACGCUGAUGGCAUACUCAUCAGAAACGAGGAAUAUUUCCGCAACCAAGGCAAGGUUAUGCAGGUGGAACACUGUCUCCAGAACCUGAAGAAGAUAGCGACGAGCUACACGCACCAGACAGGUGACGUCGCACUGGAAGAAGAGCUCAGAAGGUGCGAGCAACAAUGGGAAAGCACGGUGCAAAGAGUGGAACACUUCAGGCAGCAACUCCAGAGGAUCCCAGCCAAAUGGGAUGCCUACAGGGAGAAGUUCCGAGAAAUGGAGAGGUGGAUGGAUCACGUUGACAAGACCAUGGACAGCAUUGUAAGAGAGGUGGAUUCCGCAGAGGCGUUCGAACGAGAGAAGACAAUAUUCCAGAACAUCUGCCGUGAAGCGGAUAAGAAACGCGAAGACAUGAAGUGGUUGGUCCAGACAUUAGACAUGUUAUCAAACCACUGCUCAGAGUUAGAAGCUCAAGAGGAACAAAUGAAGCUCGAAAAUCUAAUAGCCAGAUAUAAAAACCUAAUUCCUACAAUAGAGAUCACGAUGAUAAAGACUGAGACUUACACGAGAUGCUACACUUAUCGCAGAGAAGUCCAUGAAGUCAUAUGCAUACUAGAAAGUGCUAAACAACAGGCCAUGAUCGAACCAGAACCACAGUCUUUGCAGCAUGUGGAACAGCUAGUUCUCGAACAGCAAGCAGCAGUGCAGAAGCUUGACCGACAACGGCCUUCUGUUAUGUCUAUGCUGCAACGAGGCAAGGAACUCAUUAAGGAUGCCAACGCGCCUGCGUUCGUCAGAGAGGAUGUAAGAAACCUUGAAAGCGGUUGGAAUACCGCUUAUGAAUCCUCCACUGACAGGCUACACAAAUUACGUGACACCCAAAAAGUAUGGUCUAACUAUGAAUAUCAAAAGGAGGAAUUACUCUCAGAUCUUAACAAGAUCGAGAGCUAUGUUGCACAUCCAGGAUUGGAACUUGGUGUUAGUAACAUUGGACGUGAACUUCAAGAAACUAGAACUAUUAAUACUGACAUCGAAAAGGCAAAAUGUGAAAGACUGCCUCAGUUGCAACAAGCUUAUGCUGAGCUACGAUCUUUGACAGCAAACAAACCCAAGCCAGUGAUCGAAAAAGAUCUUCAAACUAUUGAACGUAAAUUGGACAGAGUAGAAGAUGAAGUACAUACUAAGGUAGAACACCUUGAAAAGUUCAAUGAAGAAUGGGUAAAGGUUGAACGUAAGCUCGAACAUGUAAGAGAAUGGAUAAAGAAAGAAAGUCCAGCUCUGAUCUCACAAAUACAAUCUGAAAAUAUCACUCCCGAAGAACGUGUGGUGAAAUCGCAAGCUCUACAAAAAGUAAUUUCUGAAAAGUUGGAGACUAUUAGACAUGUUGCCGAUCAAGGAACAAAACUAGCAGUUGAACAUAGAGUCCAAGAUGCCAACCGACUUAAAGGUGAAGUGGCAUUGUUAGAAAAAAUGAUGGCUGACCUUCAACGAUCGACUGAACAUCAGACUAAAGUAGUAGAGCAUGACCUGGCUAGCUGGCAGAAGUAUCAAAAAGGGGUAUCGGAGAUCAAGCCAUGGAUAGAAGAAGCUGAGAUUAAACUUGGUAAUGUACCAAAGCCCACGACCUUGCCUGAAGCACAACAACUACAGCAGCAGUCGCGGGCAUUAAUCACAGAUUGUGACAAACAACUAAUGAACCUACAAAUCCUUUCUAGUGUCAGUCAUCAACUGUCGGGUAAGACCAGUGCUCCUGAUGAAGUAGAUGCUAUUCAUUCGAGAUGGGCUGUGGUCCACGAUCUCGCAGAUCAAUGGCAUAACAAAUUGGACAAAUUAGUUGGUAAUUGGGAAAAUUUCGAACGCGAGGCUGAAAAACUAGAAACUUGGAUAGAAAAUGGCGAAAAACUACUAAGCAGUCGCAGUGUUUCUGUUGAUACACCCCAAGUAGAGAAACUUGACAGAGAACUUAAUAAACUCAAGUCUUUCGGCAAUGAGAUUUCGCAGCAACAAGCAAGGAUUAUUAGUUUAUCACAGACUUGUGAUAAUAUUUGCCACAACAUACAGCCUGAAGGCGCAACUUUAUUGAAAAACAAAGUAUCUGAUAUCAAACAAAGAACAAAUUCACUAGCUGAGACUGUCAGAUCUAAAGUGAACGAGCUUUCGGACAAGAUUAUCGUUCGACAAGAAUUCAUGACCAAAUUACAUAAUUUCGAUAACUGGAUUACCGAUUUCAGAAGAAAAACUGAAAGUUAUGAUCAGAUUAGUGCUGACAAAGUUGAACCGACAUUGCAGUCGAUGCAUGUACUUUCUCAGGAGCAUGCGGCCAAAGAACCAGAAUUCACUGAUAUUUACAACGAAAUCAAGAAUAUGACACUUUCAUCCCAUCCAGAUGAAUCCCGGUCUUUGAGUGAGACCUACUCAAAUAUAGCUCAGCAUUACCAAGUAAUAGAGAACAAUAUUCAACAAAAUAAGGCUGUUUUACAAAAAUGGUCUGAGUUGUUGAACUGGUACGACGACACAAAGCAACAACUUGGUCACAUUCAAUACCAAAUUGAUGGACCUAAACUAACACCUGAAAGUUACGAAGUUUUGCGACAGGAACUUGUAAAUAUUAUCACAAAGGUACCAGAAUGGAAGAGUCACGUUGCGUUGUUAGAUGGACCUUCAAGAGUCAAAGUUACAGAUCAAAAUACGGGUCGUAUUAUGUCACCGACUAGCAUAGUCAAAGAAGUGGAAAUGAAAGCUGAUGCGUUGCUGAACCAAGUAACUACUAAGAGAGAUCUCGUACAAAAGGUUGGUGCAAGAUGGGACAAGUUUAAUGUUCAACACAACGCAUUAAGCCAAGUAUUGCAUGGAAUCCAAUCUGUUCUCAAUGAUAUGGCUCAAAAACCAGUUCCAUUAACUGAAGCUACUAUUCAAGAUAUGACGGAACAACUUGACAAACUUGACGCUGAAAUGAGAGACAAACAAUCAAUACGUAAAGAGUUGAGAGAAGAAGGGUUACAUUUGAUGAGAGAAGAUCAACCCAAUAUGGGCACAAUUCAAAAUGCUCUGUCUGCAGCUGACAAUAAUUGGGACCAAAUUGUAAAUUCGAUGAGAGACACCAAAAACAAAUAUAUUUUACUGUCAUCGACACUUCAAGAACUGAAAAACUUUACAGUUGCAUUCGAUAGGGAAAUGAACAGAGCUGAACAGCUGUACAAUGAUUCUAAAGAUGCCCCGAAUGAUUACAUGCAAACUGCUCAAUCCUUAGAAAAGGCCAAGAAAUCGUAUGAAAUUUUGAAAAGAUCAAAGGGACUCUUAGACCAGAUGGAUGUUAUUAAGCAAUCUAUAUUAAAACAAGCUUCGACUCUGGGAGGUUUCGACACUAGUCCUCUUGAAGAAGCAUUUUUGACUUCGCAAACUCACUGGGAGAAAGUUAAUGAUGCCGCUAUCAAGAGAAUACAGGAUUUAGAAUCUCAGCUUAUUGUUUGGAGACAAAUUGAUGACACAAAGAAUCAAGUUUUAACUUGGCUCAGUGAAACUGGACAAAACUUAUCUAAUGCUUGUGACAACUUAGAAAUUCGAUUUGGUCAAAAUCAUCUUACUAAAUACAAAGAAGAAUUGCCAUUGUACUUGUCAUUGAAAAACAGUAUUAAGGCAAAAUGCGAACAAAUUACGAACUUAAACAAAAACAUACCAGUAGAACAAGUAUCUUCCAUAGUCAACUACUUGGAAUCUGAAUUUGAAGCUUUGCAGAGUCUGGCUGAUAAUUUGGAAAGUGCGGUGUCGUCUUUAGAAACUAAAGAGAACAAAUUGAAGGAUAACAUAAAGCGACUAUCGGACAGUGUCAGCAAAAUCAGAGAUGAUAUAAUUAAAUGUGAUGACAUGACUGGUGAUAAUGCUAAGAUAUUAGACCGUCUUAAGAAGUGUCAAGCCUGUAAGGCAGAGUUACAGAACUUAAACGAUGAAAUUGAUAACUUGACACAAAAUGUCUCUGAAAUGAAUGCCAACUAUCCAGGGUUCUAUGAAUCACUAGUACCAAAAGAAUUGAGUUCUUUGCAAAAACGUUUUGAAAGUGUAGUGAUACACGCUAAUAAGACAGAAACUACCCUUCUGACAUUCUUACAAAAACUAUUCACUGAUAAAUUGGCAAUGUUUAACAGGAAUCUAAAGAUCCUUGAUGAUAAGACAAGGUGGUGUAUGCCUGAUGCAAGCAGUGACAAAUACAACUUGGAAGUUAAAGCAGCCGCCUUGGCUGAUGUUGAAAAUGGUAUUGCUGAGUGUCAGAGCAAGGUGAAGGAAUUAAAGGAAGCCAGCGAAAUUCUCAAAAUAGUCGCGGAGCCUGCAUGUGCUCAAGAAGCCGCUGUACAAACGAACAAAGCACAGAAAAACUUAGAAGUUUUGUCAGCUAAUUGCGAUGAAAUUAAAAACAGACUUAAAGAGAACAUUGACGCAUGGCAAGAUUACGAAACUUUAUUGGAAAAUGUGUCUGAGUGGCUCAAGGACAAAGAAAAUACUGUUAGACUGGAAUCUGCCAAUCUCUUGAAUAUGAACGACAUUGACAGUAAAAUAGUUGACAUGCAGAAUCUUAAUCAAGAAAUUCAAAACUACAACGGUGAAAUUCAGAAACUGACUGGCAUUGGAGAGACAAUUAUGUCUCGGAAUCCAGAUUCAAGAGUUCUGCAAUACAUAAAUCACUUAGUGACUAGAUAUCAAACUGUAGGCAAAUUCAUGGAAAAUCACUUACACCGAUUACAAGAAUUGAAAAACAAUAAGACUAAGUAUGACAAGUCUAUUGCAGACUUUAAAAAUUGGCUUCAGGAUGCAAAUGGCAAGAUCAAAGACUUAGCGGUAAUGAGCAAGCAUGCUAAGCCGACCGCAGCUGAUUUAGCUCAGGUUAAGCAACUCAAUGACAACAAAGAAGUUGGACAGAAAUUGCUAAAUACUGCCAUUGAAUCAGGCGAAGCUCUUUUCAGUGGAAUAACUCCAGAAGGCCGAGAACAAAUCAGAAAUGAAUUAAGAGCAUUAAGAGACUAUUUUGAGGAUUCUGUCGAUUCAUUAAACAAUGUCAUCAAGGAUAUUGAAACAACAAUCAAUAAGAGAUCAUCCUUUGAUGAUACUUUCAAUCAAGUACAAAAAUGGAUCAGCGAUAAAGAAAAGGAGUUAGGAGAGUUCAAAUUGUGCCCGACGCUACCAGAAAAGAAAGCUCAAUUGCAUGCAAACAAGAUAAUGCAUCAAGAAGUUGAUUUACAUCAGUCAAUGCUUUCACAAUUAACUGAAAAGAUCAAAUUAAUGCCAGAUGACGAAGCAGAAAAAAGCUUGUCAAAGACCAUUGAUAGGUACAAGGGCAUGUCCAAAGAACUUGAAAAGAGAAUAGCAACAUGUGAGUCGCAUGUGGCAGAUCAUGAAAAAUAUGUUCAGUCCUUUGAAGAUUGUCGUGAUCGCCUCAAUCACAUCAUUGCUGAAAAUAGUGUGUUAAACUAUGGAGUUGUUACACUGAAAGAAGACGUCGACUCUAAAAUUGCAGCUAUAGGCAAAGUAACUGACAAGGCUACUGAAAUUGAAGCCAUUCUUGAUGGCUUAAAAUCGCAAUUAAAUGUUGUCUUACAAACCACAAGCUCGAACGGCCACCCUGUUCUUAUCAGUGAAUAUGAACAGCUUCAAACUACGUGGGAUCAGUUUGCAACACAAUGCAAAGAACAAGAUAAGAAACUCAAAGAAACCUUGAAGCAGUGGAAUGAAAGUCAAAAGACAUUAGAUGAAUUAGAAGAAUGGCUUAAGCUCAAAGAAAAUCAAGUCAGAGAUCAAAGCUUGAAGAGCAAUCUGGAAGCUAAAAUUAGCCACUUACAGAAAGUUAAGGAGAUUCAGGGUGAGUUGGCAGCACGAAGCCCUGAGUUCACCGCUUUGACCAGCAACAAACAAGUUGCAAGUGAAUCUGAUCUUACAAACAAAACUUCCAAAUUGGCUACAAGAUACCAUACAUUAAACAACCUAGUCAAUGAAAUAAUUUCUAAAUACGAAGUAUUCGUGUCAGAACAUCAAGCAUUCGAAAAUGAGUACGACAAUAUGGAAACUUGGCUAGCUGGAAUGCUUGGUGAAUUACAAGAUCUCAAUGAAAUCGUUGGUGAUUAUGCUGUUUUACAAGAAAAACAAAAUAAGGCUAAAGAACUUUAUGAAACCAGAAAUAAGAAGACACCAGUAUUUGAAGAAUUCCUGAGCUUAGGAGAGAAACUAUAUACACAUACAAGCCCAGAUGGCCGUGAAGUUAUCCGCCAGAAAAUUAGAAAGAUCAGGACUUUAUGGGAUAGCUUUGGUGACAGCUUCCAAGAAACUGUUAACAAAUUAGACCAAUGUCUCUUACAGUUCUCAGACUUUUCCUUGGCUCAAGAACAGCUAACUAAAUGGCUCAAAGACGUUGAAAAGGCAAUGCAGCGCCACACUGAACUUAAGGCAUCACUUGAAGAAAAGAAAGCUCAAUUGCAAAAUCACAAAAUAAUGCAUCAAGAAAUAAUGACCCAUCAACAACUAGUCGAGUCUGUUUGUGAUAAAGCACAACAAUUAGUGGAUCAAACACAUGAUGCAUCGUUGAAUGUUUACUUACAAUCUAUAAAACAACUGUUCCAAAAUAUCGUCACUAAAUCUCAGAACCUUCAAGACAACUUAGAAGAUUGUGUAAAGCGCCACGAAGAUUUAGUACGUCUUAUCCAGCAGUACAAAGAUUGGUUAGGUUCCCAGUCAGAAAAAUUACUUGACAUUGAAAAUGCAACUGGAGAAAAACCAGAAAUCAUUAGGAAACUCCAGUCCGCUGUUGCUUUAAAAGAUAUUGAGAAAAUCGGAUCCAGCAAGUUGGAUGAAAUCAGAAAUGUUUUCUCUGCUGUUAGCAAAAGCACAUCAGAAUCUGGUAAUGCGGCAAUUAAAGCUGAAAUUGACAAUUUACUAGAUCAGUUGCGCAAUGCCGUUCAAAGUAUUGGAACGUCAGAGCAAAAAUUGAAACAUACUUUAGAAAUUUGGAAUAAGUUUGAUGUCUCCAUAGAAUCUAUUACUGAAUGGCUUAAAAAUAUGGAAUCUAAAUGCAGAGAUCAAAGUCUUUGUUCAACAUUGCAAGAAAAAGAAGCGCAACUAAAGAGAUAUGUAGACCUUAGAAAUGAGAUCAAUGCCAAGGAGAAAGAGAUUGAUGCAUUUGUUGAUGAAUCUCAUAGCCUUAUCCAAUUAAGUGGAGUGGAACGCUUGAAACCUCUCGUGACUCAAGUGAAUAGUAGAUACCAACAACUUCACUUGAUUUCUAAAGACAUAGUCAACCAUUGGUCUGAAUUGGUUGGUGAUCACAGGAAGUAUGUUCAACUGAAAAGUGAAUUCGAAACGUGGCUCAGGCCGUUGGAAGAACAACUAUCACAAAUGGUCACAAAGGAAGACAAGCUUAGCAUUGAAAGCAAAGGAAACAAGCUGCAGGUAUUUUUAAUGGAAAGAGAUAAUGGUGAGCACAAAAUAGGAAUUCUGACAAGUGCUGGAGACAAAGUUCUCCCUGAAACAGCAGCUAACGGCAGAGAGAAUAUCCGAUCUGAAAUAAGAGAUCUUAGGGAACGGUGGGAUAAACUGAACGACACAAUCCUCCAGCAACAGAAAGAGUACGAAUCUCAGACAUUGCAAUGGUCAAGUUACCAGGACGUACUUCAGCAAACUUUGUCGUGGUUGGAUGAAAAAGAAAAGAUUGUUGAAAAUGAAGAAAAAUCUGUGCUCAAUUCCGCUCAAGAAAUAAAGUCGAAAUUACUUAAAAACAAGACUUUGUUACAAGAAAUUUACUCACACAAAAGGGUAAUUGAAACAGUUACCGAAAAAGCUAAAUCUGUAGCUGCUAACUUACACUCUGGGAAAGAUGAGAGUGACGACAUGUCUAAAAUAAUUCAAUCUGUUUGGGACAGAUACAACGCAUUAACAAACAGGUUGUCUGGGAUCAUCGAUAAGCACGAGAAAACAUUUGAGAUAUAUCAACAAUUCUCAGACCAACAAAAAUCUCUUCAAGACUAUCAGAAGCAUCUGUGGGAUCGUCUUCAUUUACUGUCAGACUUCACUGGAAAUAAAGCAGCUCUACAAAGCAAAUUGGCUAAAAUUCAAGAGCUUCUGGAUGCGAUACCAACAGGCAACAACAAGCUUAAGAUUUUAUCAGACUUGAUAGAAAACAGUUCAUCUAAAUUAUCACCAAGAGGGCGUGAAGGUAUGUCCAGAGAGUUGGCAUUGCUUAAGGCUGAUUUAGAAAAGUUCACUGCGACAGUGCAUGAAGUGAAGCGAGGCAUUGAAGAUAAGAUACAGCAAUGGAUUGAGUUCGAAAGUGCGAAUGACAGGUUACAGCACUGGCUAACAGAUACUGAGAUGAGCUUGAAAACGUACACUCCCAAGGCGACUCUAGAUGAGAAAAUUGAUCAACUCAAUAAAUAUCAGGAAUUGAGUAAAGCGAUUGAUAAUCACGAAAAUGAUUUGAGCGCUGUCAUAAGACUCGGGGAAGCUUUGGAUCAAGUUAUUUUGGCUAACUUGAAGAAGACUGAAAAUGACGUAGACAAAUUAAGCGAUGAAUUCAGUGAUUUGAUCGAAAACUGUAACGACACCAGGAUCACAAUGAACUUGCAACAAAUGACUUCUCGAUUCCAAUCAGUACAGUCGACAGCCAAAGAGUUGGUGAAGAAGUGUGAACAAGCUGUCAACGAUCACAGUGCGUAUCAAGAGAAAUACAACCAAUGUACAGACUGGAUUAAGUCAGCACAGCACAAGUUUGAAGAAUGUAAUAAGAAAAUCUCUAGCACACCAGAAGGCAUAAGUGCCAAGCGAGAAAGUCUUAACGAUUUGCUUAGCCAACGACGCAAUGCUACUCUGCUUGUGAACAACACAGUCGAACUAGGAGAAAAGUUGUAUCCUUCUACAUCACCUGAAGGUAAAGAAUUAAUUGAACAACAGCUUCAAGACAUCCAACAAUCUAUUGACAACUUGUAUGAUAAUAUUACAAAGGCCGAAAGAGAUUUGGAUUCUGAAUUGAACAAGUGGUCAUCAUUUGAUGAUAAUCUGAAGACUGUGCAACAAUGGUUGUCAACGGCCGAGAAGAACUUACCAAAAGAAAUUGAAUUAAAGGCUACAUUGGAUGAAAAGCGUAAUCAAUUAAACGUCUACAGGACAUAUCUUCAAGAUGCUAUCGCCCACCAACAAGACAUAGCUAACUUAGAAGCUCGUGCUCAAAGCUUACCAGACAUUACAAAAGAUAUUACAAAGGAAAUAAACCAACUUAAACAAAGACAUGAGACCAUACUUACACGAGCAAAGUCAUUUGUUGAACAAUAUGAAGCUAUUGUUAAUAACCAUCAACAAUACACUAAAGCGGUUAUGGACUUGCAAGAAUGGGUAGAAGCUACACAUAACACUGCGCAGCUGUGGGGAGAUGUUAAUUUAGAGCGCGUGGCACUAAGUAGCAACUGUGAGAAGCUGAAAUCUUUGCAAUUAAGUUUGCCAGAAGAGAAGGCUCGUAUUGACAAGAUACGUUCCAUAGGAGAAAAAGUUCUUCCUGGUACUAUUAGUAAUGGGCAAGCCAAUAUUAGAAACCAAAUUGAUGCUUCUCAUCAAGAAUGGGAAGGCUUAGUUUCGUUUAUUAAUAAAACAAUUGAAUCUCUUGAAAAUAAAAUACAGCAAUGGAAUGAGUAUGAAAACAUGAAAGACCAAUGCCUAGCCUGGAUUAGGAAUACUGAUACACAGAUUCAUGCUGUUGACUUGAAAGCAACAUUACAAGAAAAGCAGGAGCAGUUUAAGAAGUUCCAAGAGUUACAAGGGGAAGUACGUGCUAAGGAACUUGAAAUCGAUAAUAUAACUGAAAAAGCACAGCAUUUAUACACGGGAGUGCUUGGGCCUCGCGGCUCACAGAUAUCCGAUCUUGCAGUUAAAUAUCAAACUCUGUCUCAAAAAGUUAAGGACUUAACUAAUAGGUGGCAACAGUAUGUUAAAACCCACCAAGAGUUUGCUAGUAAUGUUACUGAAUGUUCCCAAUGGAUCGAGGAACUAAGAGACAAGUUGGACUUCUGUGCUGACCUCAGCUCUAGUUCUCAAGAUGAUUUAGAAACGAAAUUAGUUUUGAUACAGAAUUUGUUGCUAACAAAAGAUGAGGGAUUUACGAAAGUGCAAUCACUUGUUGAACUUGCGCAGAAUGUAAUGGCAAACACUGCACCUGCUGGCCAUGAAGCAAUUAAUAACUCGCUUAUUGCCUUACAAGAGCAAUGGUCAGCAUUAUUGUCCAGAAUGAUUGAAACAAAGAGCAUGUUAGAUGAUUCUGUGACUAAAUGGGCUGGGUUCUUAGAACAAAUUCAGUUGAUCGAGAAGAGCAACAACUGGCUUGAGAAUAUGUUAGCUGAAUUAUCUCCAUAUGAGUCCUCCAUGACUGAUAAACGAGGUCAACUGGAAAAACUAAAGGAAGUUGAAGAAAAAGCCCGAUGCGAUCGUCUUGAUGUCGACACAUUGAAAGCUAAGGCCGCUGAAAUGAUAGCUAGUGGUCAGCAAAACCAAGCAGCAUCGAAAGCUCAAGAAACGCUUAAUAAGUUCGAUACACUUUACGACCGAGUCAAGAAACUGCUUGCUGACCGAGAAGAGCAGUACAAGGACCACAGGCUAUACAAAGAAGCGCAUGAUGAACUUAUUCAAUGGUUGACCAGAGCUCGAGAAAAGGUUCCAUCUUUGAAGUCUAAGCCAUUGAGCGACAAAUUAGCAAUUGAGAAUUCAGUAGCGCCUCUUGAUGCGUUGAUAAAUAAACAAGCUCAAGGUGAACUGUUGCUGGAACACCUGCAACAUACUGGAGAGGUGGUCCUUGCUAGUACUUCACCUGAAGGACAAACAACAAUCAAAAAUGAAAUGAAAGCAUUGAAAGAAAGCUUCGACGAUCUUUUCAAUGAAAUUAAACAACAAAAGAGCCAAUUAGAGGAAACUGUUAAUCAAUGGCGCGAAUACAAAGAUGAAUAUGAAAGGCUUUCAGAUUGGUUACAACAAAAAGAGAUUCUUAUUAAAAACCAUAAACUGGCAUUGCUUGGAACUGCAAAAGAAAAAGGCGCCCAGGUUAAUGAAGUCAAAGAAAUUGUUGAUCAAUUAAAUAAAGGUAAGAAAGAUAUUGAAACGUUCAAUGCUUCAGCAUCGGGUCUAUUGGCGUCACAUCUUGAUACAUAUGUUAACAACCAAUUGAGGCAUCUGAAUUCAAGAUAUCAAGUUUUAGUCAAUAUGGCUAAUGAUGUUCUGAAGAAAGUAGAAACUAAUUACGAACAACAUCAAAACUACGAUGAAAACUAUGCCAAAACUAAGAAAUGGAUCGAUGACGCCUGGGAAAUCACCCGCAGUGGCAGUGAAGCUGGCAGCAAUAGCAGUAAGGAAGCAUUACAAAAACGUUUGGAACAAAUAGAAGACUUGUUGAAACGUCGCGAAGAAGGCCAGAAUUUAGUACAUGCUACUGUAAAUAGUGGUGAAAAAGUUCUAAGAAACACAAGAUCUGACGGUAAAGACAGAAUUAACACUGAACUCAAAGAAUUGCAAAACGAAUGGGAUCGUUUAGUCAAAAAGAUGACGACAGCUAAAGUUCAUUUAGAGACGGCCCUACUGCAAUGGGCCGAUUAUAGCUCAAGUUAUUCACAACUCCAGCAAUGGAUACAAGACAGAGAAGCAAAACUUCAAGAAGUGUGUGAGCAGAAAGUCGCCAAGUCAAAGAAAGGUCAAGACCGCCUUGCUGGUCUCACAACAGGCCUCAGCCUUGGCGAAAGAAAAGCUACACUCCGUCAAACAAACAAUAUUGUUCAAGAUAUCGUUUCGUUUGAACCCAUGAUUCAGUCUGUAACUUCUAAGGCUUCGGAACUUAUGCAACAAGCUCCGGCAUCUGAAAUCACCAGCAAAUAUGAAACGCUAUCUAAACAAGCUAAAGACUUAUAUGAAAAACAAAAAGAAACAGUUGAACAGCACCAGGCCUUUAUUGACGCUGGUUCAGAUUUCGUCCAAUGGAUUAGGGCUGCUAAGGAAAGGUUAGGCAAGUGCUCUGAUGCAACCGGAGAUAAGGAAUUUUUAAGUAGUAAGAUAUCUCAACUUAAAGUUUUGGAAAGUGAAUUACCGGAAGGACAAGCAAAAUUACAAAAAGCUCUAGAACAAGGAGAGAUAUCAUGUGCAGUAGCUGAUGAGGAAGACAAAGAAGAAAUAGAGGAAGAAGUAGCUCUUAUGCAAGAGGAAUACGAUACCUAUGUUGAGCAGCUGAAAAACACCAAAGCAUUGAUUGAAGGAGGUAUUGUAAAAUGGACUGAAUAUGAAGAGCAGUACAAGGAAGCCUUGGAUUGGUUGUCAAAGACUGAAAAACUAGUACAAUCAUUUAACAAAUUGCAAAAUAACUUGGAGCAAAAGAAAGUGGUUCUGGAGGAAUUCCAGGGACAUCUGCAAAUGUUGUUCGACUGGCAAGCUGAACUUGACAAACUCAACGUUCACGCGCAGACUUUGUUAGAAACAUGUGCAGACACCAGGAUUUCAAACGGAAUCACUCAAAUCACAACAAAAUACAAUGCUUUACUGUCUCUCGCUAAAGAAGUUAUGAAGAGACUUGAACUCCAUUACCAGGAACAUCAACAACAUAAUGCCCUGUAUGGAGAAUGCCAAGAUUGGCUUGACAGAACUCGCGAGAAACUUAACCAGUGCGCUGAAAUACCAAACACUUUACAAGAAGUUAACAAUAAGCUUAACACUGUUAAACUUCUACGACAGUCUUUGGAACAAGGUCAGAAUAAACUAAGAUACUUGUUGGAAUUGAAAGAGAAGGUCAUUAUGAACACGGAACAAGCAGGCGCAGCUAAAAUCCAGGAAGACACCGAUAACCUAAAACAAGAGUUUGACAAAUUGAUUGCUGAUUUACAAGACGUACGCAAUAAAUUGACCACCAGAGCUGGACAGUUUGACGACAUUUCAAAGAUCCACAAAUUACUGGUCGAAUGGCUAGAUGAUAUUGACCAGAAAAUACAAUCAGACGAUUCUUUGAUGAAUGACCUAUCAGAGAAGAAGGCUAAGCUGGAGAAGUUCAAAACAUUCAACAGGGAUAUUGAUUCUCACAACGAUCUCGUUAAAAAGCUGACUGAAAAGUUACAAGAAGACGGAUCUUUGAAAUCAAAAGAAAUUGAAGAUACGUUAAAACGCUACGAUAACAUAAGGAAGACAGUUAACGAGAUGAUCGCUAAACUCGAAGAAUACGUUAAUUCCCACAUACAGUACAAAGAAUCGUACGACAACUUCUAUGAUUGGGUUCGUAAUUGCAAGAUAGAAAUCCAGCAAUGCUCUGAUUCUCACGGAGAAAAAGAAGAAGUUCAAAAGAAACUAAAGAAUGUGAAUAAAAUUAUUGAAUCAUUGCCUAAGGGAGAAGCUCUUCUGAAGAAAACAAUCCAACAUAGCGAAGCUGUAUUAAAAACAACUGGUAAUGAAGGAAAGGAUAACAUCAAUCAAGAAAUCAAACAGUUGCAGAUUGAGUGGGAGAACUUGCAACAGAUUUGCAAGGACACCAAGAAGUUGCUAGAAAAGUGUCUGUCCGCUUGGUCAGAUUUCCUGGAAACAUCUGAGAAGAUGAGCAAAUGGGUCAAAGAUUUCGAUAACAAGCUUAAAGGAGUACAGAAAGUAGACAAAAUCACACCUGAGCAUCUCGAUAAGUGUCGCGAACUUUUGGCAGAAGCUCUUAGAAACAAACAUGUUUUGGAAGAGCUUAACGAUAGGUGUGAGAACUUAAUGGAGUUGAGCGCCUGUGCAUGGGUCCGCGAUAAGACAGUCACUUUGCAAACUGAAUACACGACUCUCCUGACUAAGAUACAAGGCUUUGUUUCUAACGGAGAAAAGAACCUAUCUGAUCAUACAGAAUUCAUUAAGGCCAAGGAAGAUCUACAGAAAUGGCUAGAAACAGCUCACGGAACAGUUCAAGAUUCGAUAGGAGUAGGUGACAUUGAUACCACAAAGGAUAAGCUUGAAACCAUCAAGCUUGUAAGCAACAGAAUGACUGAAGGACAUCACUUGCUCGUCGUCCUUCAAGAGGCAUUCAAGAAAGCUCUGAACAACACUCCCCCUGAAGAACAAGAUGGUUUACGAAAUGACGUUAAGCUUUUGCAGGAGAGCUGGGACCAACUUAAGAUUGACUUGAAUUCCAUUACAGUACAACUGAAGGCUGCUAUUGGAAAAUGGGAAGACUUUGAAGAAUCUAAGAAUAAAAUGAACCAAUGGAUUAAGGAUACUGAACAGAACUUGGAUAAAGUUCCUCCUACUAGUGGCGAGCUUGGUGAAAUGAAGACUUUAUUAGAAAAAUACAAGCACAUAGAAGAUGAAAUCGACAAUAAGAAACCAGAGCUAGAAAGGCUAAAGAGUGAAGCCGCUGAACUGAGUAGCUGGGCAAAGAAGCCUGCAGUCAAAGAAUCUGUUACAGAAAUCGAGAAAAAAUGCAAUGCAUUACGCGCUAAGUGCGCAGCAAAGAAAGCUGAACUCGAGUCUGAUAUCAAAGACUACAAUCAAUACCACCAAUCGCUACAAGACACUGAAAAAUGGCUGUUACAGAUUUCAUUCCAACUUAUGGCUCAUAAUUCCCUGUACAUUUCCAACAGGGAGCAAACAGAAGAGCAGUUGGCUCAGCACGCUGUUUUGUUAGACGACAUUCAGAAGUACAGGUCCACUCUUGACGACCUGGAAGCUAAGGGUAAAGCGCAGAUUGAGAGGUACCAAGCAACGGCGCCAUCAAUCAAGGACACUGUAGGAAAACAGUUGAAGAACGUCAACGACAGUCACAAGUCUCUGUUAGCCACGGCGCUGCAGAUCGAACGCCGGCUACGCGAGGGGCUUGCCAAAUUCAAGGAAUACGAAGACACUCUUGAAAGCAUUUUGAACAACUUAGAUGAGUGCGAGCCUGCUAUCACCGAGCUUGAUGUACCGGUCGACGGCCUGUCGCACGGUCGUGAGCUUCUGGACAAAGCGAGGGCUCUGCACAACCGUCUCCAAACGGAAAAGAGUCGGCUGUCGGCGGCCGUUGCGGCGUGCUCGGCGGCCGCCGCGUCGGUGUCGCGGCCGUCAUCGCCCGCCGACUCCGCGCCGCUUCCGAUCCCGCCGCGCGAACUUCACGUGCGCGCGCGCCUCGAAGACCUCAUAGACCAGAAGCGAGUUAGCGAUGUCGGCAGCGCGCCGCGCAUCCACGAAAUUCUUAAGAACCUGGAGACACCAGAGUUCAACGAAAAGCUAACGGCUUUCGAACAAAGGGUACAAAGCCACUUGGAAACGCUGGGUGAUGCAGUGCACGGAAUGGAAGAAGCUAUGAAGCAAGUGGACGAGAUCCAAGAAUGGAUAAAUGUGCACAACGCGCUGGCCCGCGACUGGCUCGCCAACCCGUCCAAGCUGAGGCCCGAGGCAGCCAAGCAAGACAUGGCUGCCAUGAGCGACGCACUGGUCUCCUUGGGAGAGAAGAGGAACAGGUUGCUGACUGAAAUUCCUACAGAAGGGCUAGAAGACGAAAUCAAUCUCGAAGAAGAAUUAGAUAACUUGGAAGUGAACAUUGUCAAAGCUAUUGAAAGAGAAAAGGGCAACCAAGCAAUCAUUGAUGACUACAGACACAAGUGUCAAGAAAUCCACGAUUGGUUUGACUCUGUUCUAAAGAAGAUGAGUCUAGCUGACAAGGGCUCCGGUCUCUCGUGUGUUCAAAAGUUGAGUGCGCUGAAAGACUUGUCGGCUGAAUUCGAUCAGGCUGGCAAAGAUAAGGUCGACAACAUCAAGACCAUCGGCUCUAAAGUCAUCAAUAUUGUCAGCAACUUAGAAUCACAGCAAGUUGAGGAACAGAUGAAAUCCGUGGAGCGAAGGUAUAACGACAUCGCAAAACGCAUACAACGUAAAUUGCACAUGCUUGAAAUCACAUACAAAGCGAUUGAUGGAACGAAGAGCGAAGUCAACGCACAGAAUGAAUGGAUGCAAAAAGAAAUUGACAACAUAUUACACCCGGAACCAUUAAGCUACGACAGCAAGUCAGCUAAAGAGCGUCAGAAGCAGAUUGCAAACUUGUUGAAAGAAACCGAUGGAAAGAAAACUGUCAUUGACUCGUUAGAAAAGAAAGUCAGUACCAUUCAGGCUGAGCUGGAACCAUCGGAACAAAUGCAAUUAGAGUCUGAACUAUCUGAAUUAGCAUCUAAGCAAAAGCAACUGGCUUCUUUGAUCAAACAGGAAAUUGAAAGAUUAGGUGGCUGUACUGAGGACAGGAAGAAACUAGAAAAUGAUAUCGAAAAAGCUAAGAACUGGCUGAAAGCAAAACUUGCAGAGAUCAAAAAGUUAGGUGGACCAGUACCAUUGGAAGCUGCAAAGGUAGAAAAAGAAAUUGCCGUACACAAGAAACACCAAGGUGAACUCUCAGACUUCCACAAUGACAUUCUAGCUGAAGUUAUGCGUCAAGGUAACGCAGUAUCCAAAGACUGCUCACCUGAAGAUCGCACUAAACUACAAGCUAUUUUAGAAGAUUUGAACAAGACCUACACUUCUGCUAAAGUAGAUAUUGAUGAUAAAUUGUCGGCAUUGAACAAACUUUUGCAAGGAAGAAAUGAGUUCGAGGCUGAUGUUGCUAAGUGUCAGAGCUGGCUCAAUGAAGCUGAAGUUGCUGCUACUCCUGAACUUAGAACUACAAGUCUACAAUUAUUAGAAGAACAGCUAGCCAAGUUUGAGAAACUAAGUAAGGAGGCAGUAGAUGUCGAUAAGAACAUAUCGAAAAUCAAAGACAAAUCAAAAGAUAUUAUGGAGACAUUAUCAGACUCUAACAAACUACAACUUAAGGAACAAGUCAACAUACUCUCAGAUAAGUUUGCAAGAAUCAACGCCAUCAUCAAUGACAAGAAGAACAUCUUACUUAAACAUAUCAAGGAGUACAAAGACGCAGCUGCUAAGAUUGCUGCUGCACUCGAAUUCCUCAAUGAAAUUCAGAACAAACUCAAAGCUCUUAAUAAACCUAUUGGAAGCAAAGUAGAAGAUGUGAUUCCUAUUAUUCAAGCGUAUGAAUCAAUACUUGCUGAUCUCAAAAAGAACAAAGCUAUGCUCAAAGAAUUACAAGGUGGAAAUCUACAUGAUCUACAAGAUAUUCUUACACAACAAGACGAUUUAAUGGACACUAUUGAAGAUCAGAUAUCUAAAUUGAAACAACUGUUGCUACUGCGUGAACAAUUCUUUGCUCUUGUUAAAGAAAUUGAAGAGUUCAUUGCUAAGUACACUGACCUUACAGCUGAAAUUGAGAAAUCAAAUGAUACACUUGACGAGAAAAUUAAGCGGUACGAUGACAUCAUACUUAAAAUUCAAGGCUGUGAGGCUUUGUUGGCCACGGCUACAGACAAGGGUCAACAAAUUGCCGCCGAAGGUACUGUGAUCGAUAGGAAUAACAUAACAGAACUACUCCAGUCAUUGAAACAACAGCUUCUAACUCUGAGAAGGACCGUGGAAUCAAAACGGCAAGAACAUGAAAGAGCUGCAGCGGAACAUAAGAAACUGGCUUCAGAUCUGGCUGAAAUACUGCAACAACUUCACGACAGUGAGUCCGCUGUGCAUUCGCGACCACUUCUUAAUAGAGACGUUGCGAGUGUCGACAAGAAGCUUGUAGAACAUGCUACGCUAGCUAAGAACAUGCAAGCUUGCUUAGACAAGUUCACUAAGAUCACAGAUAUUAUCAAGAAUGACGACGGCAUUCCUGGAUCGUUGCUGGAAAUGGUAUCUGAAGGCAACUCUCUGAAGACGUCACUGCCCGCUGAACUGGCUAACAGGGAAAAAUACCUGCAAGAUAACAAGAAGAACCGACAGCAGUACUUACAGUUAGUCGAAAAAUUAAACAUCUGGGUGAACGAAGCGAAUAUUCGCCUCGACAUGGGCAAGAACGGAACAGACUUUGAAAAUAUCGAGGCAGAUCUUGAGGAACACAAGUCAUUCUUCAACACUUCUGAGCCAGAAAUGAAGGAUUUGGUCGGGAAACGUAUGCAGGACAUCGUUGAUAAGAUCUGGCCGUCUCUUGCGACACCCGAGCAGGAAGAGUUGUCUAAAGACCACCAGAAACACAACCAACUUCUGAAGAACACUUUGAAUUCCGCGAAGUCGAGACAAGCGCAGCUGGAGCAGGACCUGGAGAUCUGGAAGGACUUCUGCCAGCUGGUGGAGAAGAUCAAGGCGAUCCUGGACAAGAACGACAUCGAGGAUGAAGCCGUCACGACCGUCGACGAGCUCAGGGUCCACCUGGAGAACUUGAACCGCGCGAAGAAUGAUUUAGAGAACCAGCAGCCGCUCUUGGACGUGCUCCGAGAGCGGGCGCGCGAACUCGGCAGCGCCGCCGACGCGGCCAGCGGGGAGAGGGUCGAGCAGAAGACCAGGGAGCUAGCUGACAGAUGGAACGUUGCUUCGGAAGGUCUUGCCAAACGCGCGGCCAUCGCCGAGCACCAGCUACAACGCUGGAGCCAGCUCCUGGACGUGCAGAGGAGCCUGGCCGCCGGCAUCACCGCCGCCUCCGACCGCUUAAGGCAGCUUGACGCUACCCCCAGCACUAGGAGGAAGGCACUCGACUCCAGACAUGCUUUGCAGGAGCUGCAGAGCGAUGUGGAAAGCCUGGAAGAGUCCAAGGACGAACUUCUGGAACACGCCGAUUUCAUUGUGGCCUUCCUGAAGAGCCACUCUGGACAGGCUGCAGAAGACACGGACGCCACUGUCAAGGAACUCGUGGAAGCAUAUGAAAAAUUGCGACAGACAAUAGCGGCGAGGCUCGCGGAAAUCGACAAGAUUGUUUCUGAUUUCGACCGAGUGUCGGAGAAGAUAGACGAACUCCGGCAGUUGAUCGAAGUCUCCAUUGCUAAAGUCAAGACUUUCUACGUAUUCGGCGAGGACGAAACGGAAGGCGUGCGCGCAUUAACCAAAGAAGUAUCCGAUUUGGUCGAGCGCACCAAGAAUUUCACCGAGGAGAGCAGGAAGCAAUACGGCGGAUCGGCGCCAGCUGACGUAGCGCAGGAGUUGUCAGCUUUGGAAUUAUCUUCGGAGGCGUUGGCCGCGGCGAUGGAAGAAAAGGAAAGGGAAUGGAAGCGUGCGCGCACAGCUCGCUCCGAGUACGCCACGGACGUCGAAGACGUCCAGGCGUGGAUCAAGGCAGCCGAGCUGACCGCGCGAGAUCGCACAUCGCCGCCGGAGCCCUACAGAGAGCGCCUCGUGGCGACCAGAUCUGAAGUGCCAAACGUCGCCGACCGUGUUGAGCGUCUGACGCGCAACGCGCGCGCUAUCGUAGAAGGCAGCCGCGACGCCGGCGAGAGGCACCUGGUGCAGUCCACUGUCUCCGCGCUCACGGAACAGUUCGCGGCCGUGUGCAGCGAGCUGGAGGCGCGGCAGGCCGCCAUCGAGGACGCCUGCGACGCCGUGGCUCGCUUCCUCGCGCUACUAGAGAAAGUCCUGCUUUGGGUCGAGACACAACGUGCAUUCCUAGCGCGGCCACUCCCAUUGGCCGACUUGCAGGAGGCGCAACAGAAACAGACUGAAUAUGGGAACGCGCUCAAGAGUUGCAAGCAGCAAGCCAAAAACUUAGCGGACAUGGCCAAAGAAAUAGAGGCAAUCGAACGCGUAACGAGUCCGGGAGACCUCCCAUCGAGGCUCGAGGCGGCCGAGAACGCCACCGUCGACGUCGAGAAGAGACUCGCGAAGACCAACGGCCUGCUCCAGGAGCUCGCAGAGGAGUGGGAGAGAUGUGAGAAGAAGCUGAAAGACGCCGGCCACUGGCUCGAGGCGACCGCGCGGACGCUCGAGAUGCCGCAGAACGCGAAGAAGCCCCUGCGCGACCGCCUCGCCCUGCGGGAGAAGCUCAUAAACGACAUCUCCACGCAAAAAACAAAGAUCUCGUACGCCGUCGAGAAACUGAACGUGCACUUCGGGCCGGACGGCGUGGCGGCGGGGUCGCGCGGGCCCGAGGGCGUGGAGGCGAGCGCGCGCGCGCUGGCGGCGUCGCUGGACGCGCUGAGCGCCAGCACGGGCGCGCAGACGGCGGCGCUGGCGGCGGCGCUUGCACAAGUGGAGGCGUACUGCGCGGACGUGGGCCGCCUGCGGGCGCAGCUGCUGCAGGCCGAGCAGCUCCUGCGCCACGCCGCGCAGCCGCACUACGCGCCGCGCGAGCCCGAGCGCGCCCAGCAGCAGCAACAGGAGUGUCGAGAGAGAGUCAAGUCGCUCCAGAGUAAGAUUCAGGCGCGCAACGAGCGAAUCAAGCUUCUAGUCCAGCGCGGGAGUCCGGACUCGGACCCGCUCCGGGACGCGUAGUCCGCGUUCGGCCUCUAUUCCUAUUUUUAAUUUGUAAUAUUUUUUAAUGAUAAUAACUGUCGUAUUUAUGUAUCGAUUAAACGUAUUCGACGCACCGCA